CAAAUGGCUUAUUGGAUACCAUCAUCGGUGAUCUGCUCAAUCUCAUCGAUGGAGGCCUUCUCAGUGAACUCUUCGUGUUUGAGUCGGUUGUCUGCCGGAAGUCACCAUUGCUGUCAAAACUUCUUGCUCAACGCGAGAAUGAAAGGCACGGACGUCUUGCUGCCACCGGAAGUCCACUGUUGCUGGCCGUGUCCGAGGAGUCGGGCCAGCUGGAUCUGAAAGAGGCAUUUCUCAAGUCCUUCAUCAGGGAGGAGCAUUUCCUGGAAACCAUAAUUAACACUGCUGUGAAAAAGUUGCACAAGGGAGAAUCCGAAGUCGCACUUCGUCUCUUUGCACAUCCCGUUCUGCAAGACUUCUACAUCAUUGCCUUAUUUCGUGCGUGGAAUGAAGUUGUGUCUGACAACGAUGCAAGCUGUGUAUUGCAGGCAUUAGACAACACCAAGACCACAACAUGGAGCAGUCAGGAAACUCACAGCUUCCUCAUGGAAAUGCGGUAUCGCCUGUUUGUGACGGAAUGGAUCAUCUCGCUGCAGAGGAAAAGAAAGACUUCUUUGACAUCUAUGGCUGAUGUCAAAGCCAGGCACCGCACAAUCUUUGGAAUGCUUCAGCACCAGUCCGUGCUGCGAGUGCUUCACAAGACCUUGGGCCUUGGAGAGUUGGAUCGAAGUUGCACGUUUCGCCUCCUGAGUGGGCAGUGCCUUGUUGCCGGUGAAAGCGUAGAUGUCACGUACCACUCCAGCCCUGCUCGUAGCAGAGACUGCGCCCUCUACCGAGGAUACCUAGCCAUGCAGCAUGCAAUGAACGCCAUGCAUUCGGCCAUUGUGCUACACCAUUUGGGAUGCAGUGUUGCCAAGCUUCGGGAACAAGAGCAACUGCAAGAGGAUCUUCCAGAUGACCUUGUCUUGAGGCAGUGCGAUUCUCUUGCCGAUGCUGUCGCCAUGUAUGGAUUUGGGCCAGUACAUAAGCACGUUGUCCUCGACGAGCUGGGGCAUUUUGAGGAAGAGGUUGGACAGUUACACCCGUUGACAUUUCGUUUGGAAGUUCUCGAGAACACCUUCUCACUUCUCUUUGUGACCCAUGUCAAUUUACGAAGAGAUGCAAGUGAUGACGAAGAUGCCACCGACGCAGAAGAUGAUGCCAGAAGUGACGAGCAUCAUUCAAGUCAGUCACCGUUGGAGGUGUCAGUGACUCCAGAUGCACAUGACACCGAAUCAGACGGUGACAUUUGUAAAAACAACACCGAGAAUCAAGCAGCUAGCGUCUAUGUGUCGGCAUCGAGCAGCGUUGUCAAGGAGACGAGCGACUCGCUUUCGGGCAAAGGCAGCACGGCUAGCAGCAACGCAGCCAAUCGGAUGGCUACGGGCUUGGUGGGCUUCUUGUGCCCUCCUUUCCUGGUGCCCAGCAUGCUGGCCUCUCUGUCCACAGCUGUCCUGGCCACGCAGGCCGAACUUUUCAACCGGUCAGCUCAGAGAAAAGCCAUGGCUUCAGGUGGUGGAGACUCGCUGCCUCAGGAGCCGCCUGUGUCGUCCUCGGUCAGCUGGGAGGAGCUUCCGUCUCGGUUGGACCAGCUGCGCAAACACGUGGUUGAAGCCCAGUGGCGAUAUGAACUGGUCACAUCUUCGGAGCCAUUACCAGAAGCAGACCCACCUGUGUCGCACGUUAGUCCCCUCGACAUCAUCAAGGAAAGCCCCGAAGGUAGUCCAGUACAACGUAAAACUGGACGGAAGCCCAAGAAACGACGGCGCCGAUCUUCGCUUGUGUUGCAGCGUGGUGACUGCACCAUUAUUGAAAAGAUGCUGGCCAGCUUUGAAGCAUUGCUGAAACACUGCCUUUGGCGUGGAAAUUACGAGAAGGCUGCCCAAGUGGUUCAGGUUCUUAACCUUGAGGGAACUCACGAUGCUCAGGAACUUCAGUUCAGCCGUCACUUGGAGGAGGUCACUGGGAACCUCACCAAUAUCUCCACUCCGGCCAACCGCUCCACAUACUCCACUUCAUCUGCUUCCACUUCCCUCAUUGGUCAGGCUGCACGGGAAGGCCUGCACCUCACGAUGGCCACGGCUCUGGUCGAUCGUCUCCUCUGCUCCGACGGAGUGCCCACCAUACCCGAAGCGGAGCUCCUAAUGCGCAACAGGUCCAGCUCAUUCAGCACCAGCUCCGAGGGAUUGAUCAUCGAAAAUGGCCAUUUAAACAUUGCUAGCGGAAACACGGCUGCUCGUAACUUUGCGGAGGAAUACGGCAGCGGUGGACCUCACGUUGCUGCUGUGGCGGAUUUGGCGCUCACCGCCGAUGUUCCACGUGAUGUUGCAGAGCGUUUGCUGGCGCUCGCAGUCAGCAAGCGUGAAACUGAGGUGUCGGGAAACUUGCACGGCCGAGUUCCUCGCCUGACAACUACGUUGGAAGCAUUGCGACGGUUUCUUCAGGAAGCCAAUGAAGAUGACGGCAUCGUCGGUGCCGUAGGGUGCUGCUCAAAAGACGAAGAGACGUCGCUCAAGACGUUGCUUGUUGGAUUUGUGGAUGAGUUUGAUGCGGAGAAACUGCAUAAGCAGCGAGCAGCGUGGCGUCAGAUAGAAUCCCUGUACAGUAAGGUACGCAGCCUGUUGGAUCUCCACAUGCCCAGUUUGCUGUCUUCAAAUUCAUCAUCCUCCGGUGAUGAGGAGUCGCGCGUGGAGCUUCAUCGUUCCUUCCUCGAACUGAGCAAGGCCACAGUUUCGGAGCAGAGAGCCGACCUGACGUUCCUGCCUGCCGUGAAGUUCGACUUCCUGCGUUCCGUCUACGCCCACGCUCGACAACUCCACAAGGCCAUUCGUGAAGCCUCGCAGCAAUCAAAGACCAAAAUGGCACGGAUGUCCGAUGACAGCUACUUCUGGGUACUCAGCCAGAGUCCGUCAAAGCUGCUCGCACGGCUUGUCCUGCGUGAAGAAGUUGCUCCGUCACGUCUGGAAACCCUGGCGCACCAGAUGAAGCUAAGCCUGGCCAAUGUUCUUGCCCACGAGUGCUGUCCUCAUGUUCUUCUAAAGAGUGCACACAAAUCGGAAACACAGUUUUCGAUGGAUUCUCCCAGAGUGCUCAAUGACUGUGGUGAAAGUGCCGCAACCGAUUCCUCCAGGCAUCCAAAUUACGUCGUCAAGUGCCUCUUGAAGGGCCUCGUCAAGUUGAUGGAAGCGCACAUGGAAAGGAGUGAUGCUGUGGUCACAUUAAAUGGUGCCAGAGCCCUUGGACAGAGUGAAGCUUUUGCCUCGUGGGCCAAAGGUUGUGCUUCGCUUGCACACGUUGACCUCUCUCAGCUGCACAGGGGUGUGGGUCAGCUUGCGUUCUUCAUUAAUCUCGCCAACUUGUUGACGCUUCACACUGCCAUUCUCCAGGCUGCAAAUGUCUCAGAAGAUGAACUGGUGGAGAUACGGUUUGUGCCCAUCACCUCCCCUCACCUGCACCAGAGGGCACUGCAGGAAAGGCUAGUGGCUUACAGUGUUGGGCAGCUAGGCAUUGUCUCGUUGUUUUACAUCAAAAGGAGGGUUCUCUUCCGUGACCAUCAAAUGGAUGUUGUCUCUGGAGACGGCUGCGAUCCUCUUUUGGAAAUGCUGACCUCUCAGGAGCCACCUGUGAAGAAAGAGUUCGCACCCCACUUCCAUCCCAAAGCUGUUUUUGCUCUGGUUCAAGGCCACAUUUCUGACCCCAAGAUUGAGGUAAUCUAUCCGGAGACCAUAGAAAGCCAGCUGCAGGCAGCAGUGGACAGAUGUAUGGCACGCAUCAAAGCCAUGACUAGGCAGGGAGUCAGAAUGAUCAUUUUCCCAUGGCAAAUGCACUUUUUCUUGACUACUGACAUGCAACUCGAUGAAAGCUGUGAAGAACUGAGGAGCUCCUUGCAGCAAAUUGUUCCAGACGAGUUUGUUGUUGAAUAUCAGAAGGAAGACGGCAUGUUUGGUGUGGUCCUGGAUGGUUCACUGCCGCUGGUAUCCUCACUGGAAUCCGGUGACGAAUCUUUAACCAUUGGUGCCAAGGUUCCAUCCCACGUGCUCAGCUACCUUGAGAACCAUUGUCCUCUGCUUGUUCGGCUGCUCAAGUUCAUGCUUCCAAAGGCUCCCAGGAGUCCACAGCUGGAAGAUGGCGUCAAGUAUCGAGGUCUCCCUCUGGACAACUUAUUAGCGCAUGUCUACGGACUCUGGAUGCAGCUGUCAACUCCACAGAGCCACGCUGCAUGGACCGCCAUGGCUCUUCGGGGCUCCUCAAGACCCAAUGUGGUCUGGGAGGCCCUGAGUGGCGCAGCAGGCCAGCGAGACUGGAUCAGCGUCUUGCUGAUCAUGGAGUUUGUGGAUGCCUUGGAUGGCGUGGCCAGUGGAGAUUUGGUCUUCUACAGGCGCUGCGUCCUCAGCCUCUUGGCUGCCUCCCGGCUUGACACUGAGCAAGACGCUGCGGAUAGUGCCUCUGGACCUUGGAUGUAUGCCAUGAGGAUCAGGGAUCUUCGUUUGCGGUUUGACUGCAUGCUGGCAAACUAUGUGCACUGGCCCGACACACAUGCGCUUGAAGCUCUAGAAAUGUUGAAGUCAGAAUGCCUGUAUGCUGGAGAUGUGGAGCUGCACAAGGAAGUCUCUGAAGAGCUCAACAGGUUCAAUUUGUAUCAGGAGAUUGCAGAGAACUUACGAAGGUGUGGUGAUGAAGAACAUUGCACCUGGAAGGACAUAGCUUUGAAGUCAGCAUCCGACCCACUCUUUGUUCUGCAGAAGCUGUACAAGUUUUCGUUAUGUGAUAUAGCUAGCCAGUGGUCUGACCUGCAUACCGUCAGCGCAGAAUGUUUCAAGAUUGCCACUGAGCUCAAGGCACUCCACCUACUAAUGCAGUCACCGCCCAAGUCAAAUGAAGCAUUCAAGCUCACUGAUGGACUGAACAGGGACGGCGAAGCGUUUCCACUUUGGCAGAGGGUGCUUGAUCGACUGCCCAACGCAGAGGGGAAGAUAUUGCUGCUUGACUAUUUGACAGAGACCUUCAGAGACUGCCUCAUGGAUGUUGAAUUGAUCUCAUACCAGCGCACGGGAAUUGGUCUUCGGAUGUAUAUGUGCAUCAACUCAGAAAAGCAACAGAGUUACUCAUGUCUUGUCAACGACCCUGCCCUGCUUCUUGAAAUGCUGCUGAUGAAUGCAGAGGUGGAUUCCGUAGGAAGGUCUCUCGAAGCAACGGCCAGUUUCCUGGACAGCGAUCACUCUCCCUUCACCAGAGAUGCUGCCAAUGAUCUGCUGAAGAAGUAUGCUUCCAAAGCUCUGGAGCUUCUUCUGAUGCCAACUCAACGCUCUGAGACCGAUACAACUUCGCAGUCUGCUGGAAGCAUCUCAGCAAAGGACUCUGAAGGUGCCAUGUUCACAAUGCCAGUGAAACCACCUCCACAGUCGGAAUGGACGCCUGACGCGGCUGUGUCAUGUUGCAUGGCUUGCCACGUUGAAUACUUUAGUAUGUUCAGCCGAAGACACCACUGUCGGCGCUGCGGCCGUGUUGUGUGCUACACGUGUUCUCAGCAGACCAUGGUUGUGGAGGGCUUUGGCCAAUACAAAGUCAGGGUCUGCGAUGACUGCUUCAAUCAGACUGCGAAGCUCAAGAAUGCAGAAGAAACUACAUCAGAGUCCUCAGAGGAGCAUGUUCAUCCUGUUGAAAUAAUUGAUGAUGCAGCAAGGGGUCGCUCCGACUCCAUCAAGACACCACGUAGUUCUUCUGUGUCUAAACACCUUUUCUGGCAAUUGACCACUAGUGCUGAAGAGAACGCAGCCGUCAGGGAGCAGUUCUGCUACCAUCGAGCCCCAAGUGUUUCGCUCUCACUCGCCAUUCUGGAAAAACAUUCCAACCAGGCAGACUGUGCCACUUAUAUCUUGUCUCUUUCUGAUAGUCUUUUUGCUGUUUUGGCACCAAAGAGCACUUCUGAGAGCUUCGUUGACUAUGGACUCAUAAUCACCAUGCUCAAGUCAUUGAUCCUGAGAGCCAAGGUGAAGUUUCUGAGUGCAGGCGUAACAAGUGGCGUGGCAUGUAGUGACGCUUACCUCAGGAGACUGGACAUUGUGCGUCUCAUGGUGAACGCGAACUGUCAACACCUUCUUCCAGAGGAAAUGCUUAUUCGAACUGCCAAUAAUGGAGAUGAGCCUGGCAGCCGGCGCAAGAUUGGUCGAAGCCUCAACUCGGACCAAGUACCGGAGCGCAAGCUGAGGGACCGUCUUAUGGAGACUGAACGCAUGGCCCUGGCUCUUGAAGUCUCCACCAAGUGUGGCCUUGAGACGUCCGGUGUGUUUGCUGCUUGGGGAUUGGCACUUCUGCGUGCAGGUGACUGGUCAUCUGCUAGGGAGAAGUUCUCGCACUGUUUGCAGAAACUCAAGGACUCUGGCAGUUCAUCCAGUGAGAGUCCACUACUGAAGGAAAUUAUUGAGAACCUUGAGAAGUCUCGCUACCCUGGCAUAAGCAAGGCUGCAGCUGUCUUCUGUGCUAUUGGCAGCCUGAAGAGUAUCAAAGACCCCAAUUUCGAGGUGAAAGUUCCAGUCAAUGAAUUGAAGGGUGUGGUGUACUCUGAGUGCAAACACUACCUGGAAUUGUACGGCAGCCAUCGAUCAAUGCUGGCAUUUCUCUACCGACACGGUCGAACCACACAGGCCCUCGAAUACUACCUUUCAAAGGGCUGUGAGGUGGAUCUGUUCUUAGAGGAGCUGCUUCAGCCAUCACUGAAGCAGGGCACUCUGGACGCACUGCUUUCCUCACUUCGCCAGAUGGACGCCAGUCUGAACAAAUGGUGGCCCACUCUACUUGCCGUCUGCCGCAGCCUCCAGAAACGAGGACGAAUGCAUACACUCUACACUGUGCAGCUGUUCAUGGAUGACUACCUACGUGCGGCCGUAACCAGCAUCCAGUUCUUCGAGAGCCCCCCUGCCAGCAGUUACUCGGAGCUUCACCAGCGCCUUGCACAUUUGGCCGACGCUCGAAAGCAUCUCGAGACAUACCUGUCCAAGUACACAACUUGGGACGGGAAUCGUGCGAACCGCGCAGGCAAUCAAGUUCUUACUAUGGCACCUAAGGAGGUGAACAGGAACGUUAGUAUGGUGAACAUGCAGAUCGACAUCACACGGUUCCUGAGUGCACGCGAGACUGAACAGGAGAAGCUGCUGCUGCCUCGCCAGAAGGACAGCGCAGACUGUCACGCACCAACUCUCUUUGGUGACACGGCGAUGAAGAGAGACCUAGCCUGCCUGGUACUUGUCAAUGGAAGAAAUGUCGAGGAAGGCUUUGGACUGGCAUUUCGAAUCAUCCAGGAGAAUCACUUAGAUGGGGCGUUCGUGUUUGAGCGUGCAGCUCAGACCCUUGUUUCAGCUGGAGCUGUGUCACAAGUUGAACGCCUGGUUAGAUGCAUCCAGAGCUGUGGCUACCCAGAUCGCUACGACACCGAUGCUGUCGUGCUUGCUGCCUUGCAAGAGUUGGUGCGCUCUCAGGAUGAUAAAAAAGAUUUGGACCUGCUAGUUAAAUGCCUAAAGAAGGAUGUCAACAAAGUUGAAGCAUACAUGCUGGCUGGCCGUCUGAAGACUGCCUACCUGCUGGCAGUCAGGCAAAACCGCAUUGACCACGUCAAGCGCAUCAUGGCGCUGGCCGAGGCUGCAGGACAGGAAAGUGUCCGGGCCAUCUGUGCCAAACGCCUGCAAGGUGCGGGCACACCUCCACAGUGAAGGCCUGUGUCGACACUUCCAUAUUCGUAUAUGUGCCCAGAUACGUCCGAGUGCCGUAAAGGACGUCAUUUCCUAAGGCGAUCUUUUUCUUGUGAAUAUUCCUUGGUUGUGUUUGCAAGUGUUGAUAACAGUUUCUUAUGUAGUGUAAUCCACUGGAUAAGAACCUAAUCAUUAACUUGGAUUAAACAAAAGUCAGUUGACAUUUACCUAAUACAUCCUAGCAGCUGUCGAUAUUUUGUAAAAUGCAAAGGCUUCCACUAAAGAGAAGACCAUACUUCACAGUGUGUCCACAGCUGCGCAGUUCUUUGUGAUAGGCAAAAAAACAUCCAGAUGUGGAACUGUAACACUGUACAGUACUUGCAAGCUUGAUUAUCACAUGUCAGUUGACAUGUGUUACCUUCUUUUGUUGUAUGUGAUAAACUUCAACGAGCUGAAAAAGGCACUGCUCUUGCCUCGUUUACAUAUCUACAUGUGGAGCUGUCGUGUGCAUAUUGCAUUUCUUGAUGUCUGAGCAAAUUUCAUUCCAUGACAGUGUGUUAGUUCAAUGCAGUAGCAUAGUAUAAAAGUUAAUUGCUCUUCAAUAAUUGGCUUUACGCGAAGGGCAGUAUGCACACAAUCUCUCUUCAUAUCGAAUACAUUGUGAAGUGAGUGUCUGAGUGUACAUGUUACCAUGUCAGACUUCCGGCACUGCUUCAAUUUUCGUGUGCCUUGAUCUGAGAUGCGAAAUAUGUGAAACAUGUAACACGUCUCAGCGGCAAUGAUCUUCAGUACAAGUCACUAGUGAUGAAGUGAGUGGGGCUUGCUUGCAGUUGAAUGACAUCACCCAAGUGCCUUUGUCUCCUAUUUCUAAGGCAUUCGAAAGGUGCAACACAGGCUAUAUAGAUAUUUAUGCCUUCAUGUGUGGAUAGAUGUAGUCUAUGGUUUGUGAAAGUAGACUCAUACUGUCACUUGAGGCUUUCUAUCAAUGUGUACCUUAAUCCAAGCUGAUGAGAAAAUGAUGGCAAAGGUAAACGUUUUGUAAUUAGAAAAGUACAGACCAUGGAAGGGUGUAGUUGUAAAUGUGACUAGUGUGGCUGUGAUUUUUCCUUCUUUUUUAACCCUAGUAAUUGUUGCUCAUUUUUGUGUGAACAGUGUCUUGCUACUUUUUUAUACUCCUGGAACAUUUGCCAGGUUGUACGAACGACGCGACUUGAAAGGGGCAUUUCCCCAAGAAUGUUCUCGAAAUAGUGUGUGAGCCAGGCAUGUACGUAUCUGCAAGGCUCUACUGUAAAUUUGUCAUAGCACGAGUUUGUACCAAAGAUACUAUUGAUGUACGCUUGCCUUUCUUUAGUGUGAUGUCAUAAGAAACUAGUAUAAUUUGAAGGGAAGUGCUUGUGUAAUAUGUAGCUUUGCUAAUGUGAGCUCUCUAUUAUUGCAGUAAUUAUGCACUGUAUAGAAUGUCACAUGAGGAGGAUAAAUUUAGUGCAACGUCGCCAAAUAACUCUCGUUUUCCACUUGUUAUCAAUUGCUUGGCAUCUUCCAAGACUGGUGUCACACAAGUUUGUUACAGGGGGUGUGUUUUGUAAAUAGCCAUGGCCAUGUUGAGCAAAAAAAAAAGAAUUGUACGCGUGUGUGCAUAUAGGUAUAUAUACACCAUGUUGUAUUGAAGGCUUGUAAUACUAUGUGCCAAGCCAAAAAAAAUAGUGAUGUUCUUUCCUGGUAAAGACACUAUGUGCACUGUCAGAGAAAAACGCCUGUUUUUCGUUCAAGCGAAUACAGCUUCAAAAUUUCUUGGACAGUUACUAAUACAACGCCUUGAUAUUUCAAACAAAAAGAUUAGCCUGCAGUGGUUUGUUGUUUUACCUGCUGCUGGUACUUGAACAUUUAGGAGGUAUUUUUUCUAACAGUGGGUGGUCUUGUACAUAAUGUGUUUACCGUUUUCGCAGUGUUUGUUGCAUAAUGUGCCUUUAGCAUUCGGUGCACCUAUAGGCAUCUGAUACUGCCGCACGUAAAGAUACAAGACUUUUGUACAGCUGGCUAUGUCGUUCAUCUACUAGUGGCAAUGUGUCGCACUUAAAUGCAGUAAAAAAUGUGACCACCACCUUACAACCUAAUUUGUGC
This is a messenger RNA of Rhipicephalus sanguineus (brown dog tick), 9782 nucleotides long. It is a transcript of the gene Sptz, whose product is annotated as zinc finger FYVE domain-containing protein 26. Gene Ontology annotation, molecular function: phosphatidylinositol-3-phosphate binding; metal ion binding. Gene Ontology annotation, cellular component: centrosome; midbody; lysosomal membrane. The transcript has 44 exons. The record is from RefSeq and is a predicted model, not a curated record. The coding region runs from base 483 to 7682 and encodes 2399 amino acids. Gene Ontology annotation, biological process: mitotic cytokinesis; double-strand break repair via homologous recombination; regulation of cytokinesis. Lineage: Eukaryota; Metazoa; Arthropoda; Arachnida; Ixodida; Ixodidae.